UGUUUUUGUAAGCGGAACUGACAGGGAUGGAGUUGCAUUUAACAUUUAGUCAUAUUUUAGUACCAGUUUGUCAUUUAUAGGUUUCUUCAUAUGUACCGCUCAUAAUUGUAAAUUAAGCCGACAACUUAUGUUUAUUGUUUUCUCUUAUAACUAGGAAAUUGCUCUGAGUCAAACGGCGACAAUGGCAGCCGUUAAAAACGUUAAAAGUUGACCGAUUUGAUGGACAGUUGACAGAAAAGGUUUCCUGGUAACCGUGGCCAUGUUACAGACUACUGGCCGCCUGUCCAAAGCGCUACAGCUCACCCUGGCGGUCAUCAAGCCCGAUGCUAUAGCUCAUCCUUUAAUAGCAGAGGCUAUUCACCAGACAAUUCUGGAUAACAACUUCGUAAUUGUCAGAUGCAAAGACCUGGUGUGGAAAAGGCAGGAUUCGGAGAGGUUUUAUGCUGAACAUUCAGAGCGAUUCUUCUAUCAAAGACUUGUAGAAUUCAUGUCAAGUGGUCCGAUGAGAGCCUACGUUUUAGCUCGAGAGGAUGCCAUACGUCACUGGAGGGACCAGAUGGGACCAACCAAAGUCUUUCAAGCCAGAUACACAUCCCCUGCCUGCAUCAGGGCUCGCUUUGGCCUCACAGACACCAGAAACACAACUCAUGGCUCCGAUUCUCCAGAGUCGGCUCAGAGAGAAAUCAGUUUCUUCUUCCCAGAUUUCAAUGUGGAUCAGUGGCUUAAGAAGGAGGAGCCGUUGUUCAGAUCACGACAGAUCCAAUAUGAUCAACAAGAUCAGAUCCACAAACCUUUAACACCAAGCUGACCCUGGAGCAGCUCAGCACUGCCUCCACAGCUUACACUUGAUUGGAUGAGAUGAUGAACUCUGUUUAGAAGCCACACAUGAAGAGUACGCCUGAUUUAUGAAAGUGCCAAAUUGUUAUAAUAAAAAAAGAGGUUGCUAGGAUCAUGUCACUGGUAAUUUUAUGUCAGCAGGGAGGGCCAUUUAAUAACAUUUUUUAAAUAAUUAUUUUUUGCUUAAGUUGUGAAAAUAAUUUUAAGAUGUAACUUCAUGAUCUGUUGUUUUUACUUGAUUUGCAGUACAAAAGAUUCAAGGAUUGAAUUAUUUAACUUUCACAAACCAAAUAAAUCACAUUUUUAUGACUGACAUUUCAGAUGUGUAAAAGCCUCUUUUAAAAGACUAAUAGACUCAUAGACAUAUUCCUUGCAAAAAGCACUCUUUUAUUUUAGGAGCAUUUUUAACUGUAAACGUUCCAGAAAAAGACAACUUUUGGCAAAAGCAUACAUUCAUAUGUCUUUAAAGAGAAAUAGGUCUCACUUCUAGUUCCAGAAACAAAGUUGCUAGAAAAAAUUCCCAGGCAUUUCAGGAUGCAGGCGAUGCGCACUAAUAAAACAGAACUUAAAAAUUAAGAGGGUGUGUGUAGACGCCUUAUAAUAAACACAAGUUAGAAUACAGGGAUACAUUUCAACGUUAUUUUAAAUUGGACACAUGGAUUAGCUGGCGCUUCUACCGAAUCUGCCUUGUAAUCCCUCUUUUUCAAGUCCACGUUACUUAUUCAGUUUCGAGUUCUUGUACGCCAUUUUAUUUCUUUAACAAGAUAAAGCUUAUUUAAAUUUUUGCUCAUUUGCACUUCUCAAACAACCUAAUUUAUUAAAUAUUGACAAUACAUUUUUGGUAAGAAAUUGGACAUCAUAAAUUUUGUUGCUGCAUUCUUGUGCUCAGACUUGUAGUGUUGAGUGUUGAACAAAAGAGGCUGGCCUUAUGUCUGGUGAACAGGUGCUGUCCCAAGAUAGAAGUUAAGAUAAGGCUUGUCAUUCUGUUCCUAAGAUAAGAAUUGGAUUUUUACAUGCAAUUCAAAUCUAGAAAAACUCAAUUUUAAGACAGAUAUUGUAUUUACGUCCAACUCUUCUCGAGUUCAGGAUCUUGAUGUGGCUCUUUGGAACAUUGAAUUGUUUAUGCAUGAGAUAAAAAUAUGCAUGUUUGUUUUUGUCAUCUGGUUGAAACUUACUUGGCAGACAUGUUUGCAGUUCUGCAUGUCUCUCACUGCAUUUUGAAACCUGAUGAACUUGUCCUGGAGAAGAAAAUACCUACUUGUCAAAGA
Messenger RNA from Xiphophorus maculatus (southern platyfish), 2105 nucleotides. It is a transcript of the gene nme6, whose product is annotated as NME/NM23 nucleoside diphosphate kinase 6. NCBI's taxonomy places the organism in Eukaryota, Metazoa, Chordata, Actinopteri, Cyprinodontiformes, Poeciliidae. Gene Ontology annotation, biological process: CTP biosynthetic process; UTP biosynthetic process; GTP biosynthetic process. Bases 260 to 808 code for a protein of 182 amino acids. The record is from RefSeq and is a predicted model, not a curated record. Gene Ontology annotation, molecular function: nucleoside diphosphate kinase activity. The transcript is spliced from 6 exons.